AUGGGACUUUUCUCCCGCAGUAAGGAUAAGGCACCCAAGGCGGUGAAGAGCAAGAAGCCGGCUCUCCACACAGCAGGGUCCAACGCCAGCCUGGGUUCUCAUUCCUCCAAGAGCAUUACAUCUCCCGAUGCUUCAACAGCACCAUACAACCGAAGUCUAUACCGCACAUCAGGAGGCACAAACAUGUCGAGUCCCGGAACCCCCAACACGCCGCUCACCCCGGUCCACAUACCAAAGAUCGACCUGCCCAAGCCGCCGGACCCAGCCCUUGACCCGGCCGGUUAUCUUCGCAGUUUGGGUGCCGUAAGGGAGCGAUGCAGCAUCGUCACCGAAAAGGCAUUUAAAAACCAACUGAACCAUUUCCAAGUGGACAUGCGAAAGUUCCCUGAUGUCGUGAGCUUUGUAUCCCAGAUCAUCAAGAGAGAUUACGACGCACCGUUUCACUCAAUCCCCGGCCAUGGCAGGCACCAGCACUUUUGCGUUGGCGGCCGCGACCGCAUCGCACAUCUCCUAUCUGCUUUCCCGGAGACGGUCGACAGCACGGAGAAGUGCAGGCGAAUGAUUGACUUGUUCCUCGUGAGCGUGCUCCUAGAUGCCGGUGCAGGACUCCAGUGGAGCUUCAAGAGUUCCGAGAAUGGCCGCGUCUACAAGCGGUCCGAGGGCUUGGCAAUUGCCAGCUUGGAAAUGUUCAAGCAGGGUCUGUUCUCCAGCUCCAAAGAGAACAAGUAUCAGGUUGACAAGGAUGGUCUUGCCACCUUGACGGUUGAGAAGCUGGCCAAGGGCUUGCAGUCUGAGCCGGGCAAUGAGCUCGCUGGCCUAGAGGGAAGGACGAAUCUGCUUCUCCGUCUAGGCAAGGCACUGUCAGAGUCGACGGAAUUCUGGGGUGAGGAUGGCAGGCCGGGCAACAUGGUCGACCACUUGCUCGCCCACCCGAGCACGCAAGCGUCAAGCAUGCCUAUUGUGCCCCUGCCCACACUUUGGAACGUCCUCAUGUCAGGCCUUGCAUCAAUCUGGCCCGAGAGCCGAACCGCCAUAAACGGUGUCAGCCUGGGCGAUGCAUGGCCAUGUUCUUCAAUGCCACAGCCACAAACAAGUGGCUCAUCCUCGCCUCCCAGCAACAGCCCAACAUCCUCGAAGCCGACUUUUAGUCCCUUCCCUGGAGGCCGCAGCUCGGGUGGCUCAAAUAAGUCCUCUUCUCCCAAGAGCUCGGGCCGCGUAGAGCCAUGGGAAGGCAUCCUGCCGUUCCACAAGCUCACUCAGUGGCUCACCUACUCGUUGAUGCAGCCCAUGCAGUCGCUUCUGCGUAUCCAUUUUGCCGGCACGGAGCUGCUCACUGGCCUACCGGAAUACCGCAACGGAGGACUGUUCGUCGACCUUGGCGUUUUGACGCUGAACAAGGAGGACGCCGAGCGUGGACUGCAGCACUACAAUGAAUACUGCGAAAGGACGGGCACAAAGCCUGUAGAGGUCGCGCCCAUGUUUGAGCCCAGCGACGAUGUCAUCGUCGAGUGGCGCGGAGUCACAGUCGGGCUGCUCGACAAACUUUGUGUAGACGUCAACGCCUUCCUGAGCAAGGAGCUUGCAGGAAAUGAGCUGACUCUCGCGCAACUGCUUGAGGCUGGAAGCUGGAAGGGUGGUCGCGAGAUUGCCGAAGUCAGCAGGCCCAACACCAAGGAACCUCCCAUUCUGAUCGACAGUGAUGGAACCGUCUUCUAA
Messenger RNA from Pyricularia pennisetigena, 1716 nucleotides. RefSeq lists its product as uncharacterized. The coding region runs from base 1 to 1716 and encodes 571 amino acids. The record is from RefSeq and is a predicted model, not a curated record. The transcript is spliced from 3 exons. NCBI's taxonomy places the organism in Eukaryota, Fungi, Ascomycota, Sordariomycetes, Magnaporthales, Pyriculariaceae.